AUGGUCUUCCAGGUGCGAGGCACGCCGAUUGGCGCCCUCACCCUCUUCAUCGCCAUGCUCGCCUCCAUGGGUGGCUUCCUCUUCGGCUGGGACACGGGUCAGAUUUCCGGUCUUACCCAGAUGGCCGACUUCCGUCAGCGCUUCGCCACCGUCGACAACCCCGAUGCGAUCGGCGGCAAGGACUGGAACCCGUGGCUCGAAGGCGUCGUCGUCUCGCUCCUCAGCGUGGGAACGGCCAUCGGUGUCAUGAUUGGCGCCCCUCUGGCUGACUCGCUCGGUCGACGAUGGGCCAUGGUCGUCGAGUGCAUCAUCUUCGACAUUGGUGUCAUCAUCCAGGUCACCUCUUUCACCGCCUGGUACCAGGUGGCCAUCGGUAGGCUCGUCACUGGUCUCGGCGUCGGCGCACUGUCGGCCGCCGUGCCCCUCUACCAGUCCGAGACUGUGCCGCGACAGGUGCGAGGUGCCCUCGUCGGUACCUACCAGCUUUUCAUCACCCUCGGCAUUCUGCUGGCCUACUGCACCAACAUCGGCACCCGCAACUACGGCAACUCGGGCGAGUGGCGCGUGCCCAUCGCCCUCGGCAUCUUCUUCUCCACCAUCCUCGCCGUCGGCAUUCUCUUCUGCCCCGAGUCGCCCCGUUGGCUCGCUGCCCGAGGCCGCAACGAAGAGGCCUACAAGUCGUGCGCGGCAGUGCGAGGCGCCAAGUACGGCGACGGCAACCCCUGGGUCGAGGCCGAGUACCGCGAGAUCAUCGCCGUGGUCAAGGCCGACGAGCGAAUGGAGGAGGCCGGCUGGAUCGACUGCUUCAAGCCUCGAAACAAGACGCUCUACCGAACCCUGCUCGGCAUGACGCUGCAGGCCGGCCAGCAGUUCACCGGUGCCAACUACUUCUUCUACUUUGGCACUGCCAUCUUCACCUCGGUCGGCCUGAGCGACUCGUUCGUCACUCAGAUCAUCCUUGGCGCCGUCAACUUUGCCUGCACGUUCCUCGGUCUCUACAUCCUCGAGCGCUUCGGUCGACGCUGGCCUCUGAUCUACGGCGCUGCUUGGCAGUCGUUCUGGCUCUUCGUCUUUGCCAUCGCCGGUGUUGUCGGUGGUCCCCAGCCCGACCAGAUCUCCAAGGGCGUGGGCAACCUGCUCAUCGUCUCUGCGUGCCUCUUCAUUCUCGGAUACGCCUCCACCUGGGCUCCCGGUAUCUGGGUCUGGAUCGGCGAGAGUUUCAGCUACCGCACCCGUGCCAAGCAGGCGUCGCUCGCCACCCUCGCCAACUGGGUCUCGAACUUCCUCAUCUCGUACUUUAGCUCGCCCAUCGCCACCGAGAUCAACUUUGCCUACGGCUUUGUCUUCGCCGGAUGCAACUUGGCCAACACGCUCGUCGCCUACUUCUUCGUCUACGAGUCGGCCGACCUCACCCUCGAGGACGUCGAUGCCAUGUACAACGACCCCAACUGCAAGGCGUGGCACUCGACAAAGUGGGUGCCGGCCGGCUACACGUCGCGCGACCAGAUCAAGGAGAAGGACAGCGGCCAGGCAAGCGAGGUGGGCGAGUGGAGCAACUCGCCCUCGGCGCUGCCCGGCGAGCAGGAGAAGAAUAAGGCCAAUCCUCUUCAGGUCGCCUGA
Molecule: messenger RNA, 1620 nt
Organism: Moesziomyces antarcticus
Lineage: Eukaryota; Fungi; Basidiomycota; Ustilaginomycetes; Ustilaginales; Ustilaginaceae
Product: monosaccharide transporter
Exons: 1
Coding region: 1-1620 (539 amino acids)
Biological process (GO): carbohydrate transport; transmembrane transport
Cellular component (GO): membrane
Molecular function (GO): carbohydrate:proton symporter activity
Source: RefSeq, a predicted model, not a curated record